Messenger RNA from Cinara cedri, 22599 nucleotides. The record is from the annotation of a GenBank genome assembly. NCBI's taxonomy places the organism in Eukaryota, Metazoa, Arthropoda, Insecta, Hemiptera, Aphididae.
AUUUGAUAUUGUUUUAAAUUUGUAUGUUUUAUGUUUUCUUGUAAUCAGUUAAUAAUGCCAUUAAUGAUUUUAAUUUAAUUUAUAAUUUAGAUUAUUCAAUAAAUCUACAAAAUACAAAUAUGAGCAAACAUUUGGAUAUUUGUAAAUCAUCAGUAAGUAAAAUAAAUGCAAAUUUGUGCUCAAAAUCUAUUAAUCUUGGUAAAUAUAUGAUAUUUACCAAUAUUUUUAGACUAAUGAAUUAAAGAAUUAGGUAUGUGUAAACUAAAUAAAUUACUAGACAGUGAUUCCAGUAGUUAUCACUAGUCUCUUUUUGCUCACCUGUAUUAUUAGUGUUGGAUUUAUUAUUAACUAUUUUCAAUUUAUAUAUAUUCUAAACAAAUUUUAAUUAUACUUUAAUAUGAACUGUUGCUUAAUAAUUAUUAAUCAUUAUAUAUUUUUAAUAUUUUAGCUGGUGAGUUUAAAAGCCGAACUUCUACGUAAACAAGAUGAAGCUAACAAAGCAAAAACUUUUUCUGGGGAUUCAUUUAUUCGUCCAUUACCUGGUGCUAAAACACCAUCAUGUCUACUUCAAUCUAACAAUGGUGUUGAGAAAAGAAAUGCUAGAGAUUUAGAAGAAGAAUAUAAACCUGAAGUAGAAAAUAGUUUGAAAAAAUCAAGGUUAUUUACUAUUUUAAAAUGCUUUAUUUAGUAAUAGUGUUUAAAUGUUCAAUUAAUCAUAAUAUUGUGUAUUCCAUUUUGGUAUUAGAGAUGUUUUGGAAAUGAAAACAAAGUUGUAUGACAAAUUGGUUAAUGGAGAAUUGGUAAGUGAACAAGAUAAAUUGUUUUUGGUUGAUUUUAAACAAAAAUUUGAUGAAAACAAAACUACUUACCCUGUUACACCAAAAAAAGAAGAAAAAGUUAAAACACCUGAAAAUUCUGAUUGUGACGACGACUUAGACAAAUAUGAUUCUGGAGCAGAUGAUGAUUGGUAAGUUAAAUUCAAUUUAUUUCACAUAAUUUAAGACAAUAGAAUAAUUAUUGAUAAAUUACUAAUCAGUUCAUAAUGUCACAUAAUAUCCUCAUAAUCCAAAAAAAAAAAUUUUAAUUUAGGCUUUAGGGCAAUAGUUAUGCUUUAUGUCUGAAAUAUUAUUCUAUAAAACGACUAUUAGCAAUAUUUGUUUUGACAGAAUACUGUAAAUGGUAAAAACACAGUGUAAUAACCAUAUAUGUUAAGCAAAUACUGUAUAUAUUGAUAAAGAUACAGUAUUUUUGCUUAAUAUACAAAUAUACAAUAAAAAAAAAAAUUAUUACGAUUUUAAUAAGUGCAGAUUGCUGUUUUGCUAAUCAAUGCAAUAUGUGUACAAUAUAUUUGUAACCAUCAAAAUAUAAUAGUAAUGAUAUUUUUUAUAUAAAUAUAUAUUUAUUAUAAAUUUGAAAAACGAAAAUUAACUAUGCUUAUGAUGGUGAAUAAAAUAAAAUAAAUAUAAAAAUAUUAAUUUUUAAAAACUAUUCAAAAAAUCCCCUAUAUUUAUUUAUUCCAUUCAGUAUAAAUUAAAUUUGUGUAAAAUUUGUAUUUAGCUGAAUUUAAAUAGUGUUAAUAUUUUUCAAAUUAUUAAAACAUAUGAAUUAUCUACUUAUGCUUUGUAACUAUUGUUCAGUAAUAAUUCCAUAACGUGCCUAUAAUGUAGACAUAUUUAUAUAGUCUUAUUAAAUUAUAUAGGUUUAUAAAUUAUAUAGACCUACCUGUCUAUAAAAUGAAAUCAUAAAAUUUAAAAAAUAUGUAGGUAUAAAUAUAUAAGUAUUUACUGAAUUACUUACUCUGAUAACUUAAUAUGGCAAAAAGAUCGAGGAUAUUUUAUUAUAUUUUAUACAAAGUAAUUAUUUCAUGUUUUUCUGUAUCGUAAUUUCAGUUUUAUAAAAUUACCCAUAUUAAUGAAAACUCAUUUCCUCAGGAUAGAAUAUACAGAUUUUUUUGGACGAACUAGAAAAUGUUUAAAAACAGACUUGGACUUUUUCAAAAACAGAGAUAAAAGAAUUGAAAAUGAAUUAGGACCACCACCUGAAGAACUAAAAAAACAAAGUCAUGUUACCAUUCAACAAUUUGUUAAAGAAAGUACAAAUGCCGAAGAAAUUUCUGAACUGGUUUCAUCAGAUAUGCGUAGAGAACAAUUACGCCUCAAAUGGGAAGAAGAAGAACGAAAACUAGCUGAACGUACAGACAUUCAUUAUGAAGAUAUACGAUUUGACGGUAAGUUACACAAUAAAAUAUUUAUAGGAUCAUAUAACAAAAUUUAUUUAUUUUUCUAUGAAAUACACACUAUACAAACAAAAAUUAAUGAACUAGUCCAUGUUACCUCUAAUACAUUAGUUGUAUAGUUGGUUAUAAAAUAUUAUUUAUAAUCAAAUAUUAAUUAUUUUAUUAUUCAAUUAAAGUAAUAAAAAGUAAUCCCAUGUGCUCUUAUAGUAGUUAACUAUAUUACUAUAAUAAUUAAACUAAUGUUACUGUAUACAUUAUACACAGUAAUAGUUAAUUUAGGUAAACUAAAAUUAUUUGCUAUUAAUAAAAUUCAAAAUAUAUAUUAUAUGUAUACAAAAUAAUAAUGUAUCUUUUGUAUUAGUAUUUAUUCCAUUGUUAGGUACACAAAAUUCAUAAAAAUCAUUUUUUUAAAUCCUAUCUUGUUUUAUUUAGUUAUUAUCUCUAUUAUAAAAAAAGGAAAAUAAGGAAAUCUAUUGUGAAAUGUAAAAGUAUUUGAUUAAAUAAAGUGCUUACUUAAUAAGUUUAUUUUUAAAUAAUUAUUACUGUUCAAUACAUUUUUAACUUAAGGUUUUUAAAAUUCCUAAAUAGAUGUUACUAUUGUUAUAGUCAUUUUAUUUUCAAACUGGUCUUGAGUUUUUACUUGUGAUGUCUAACCAAAGAAUACUUUGUAAACAUUUUAAUAAACUACAGAGGUUUUGAGUACAAAUAUUUAUCAUGUUUGCAAUCGAGUAGGUUUUGAAAUAAAUAUCAUUGUUCUAUAAUUUAAAUUAUAUAAUAUACUUACUCAAAUUUCCCCCUUAAUGAACAAAUAAUCAAAAAAAAAAAAAAAAAUUAAUUUGUUUAAGUUAUACUAUUUCAUAAUUUUCUCAGUUAUUUUUUCUUACAAAUAACUAUAAAAAAUUAUAAAUUUUACAUAUAUAUAUAUAUUUUUUAAACUAAUUAUUUUUAAAAAUAUUGCCAUUCUAAAAAUGGCCAUUGAAUUAUACUCGUAUUUUCAAAAUAUUUUAAAUUAUUUAGUGACGUUUAUUGAAAAAUAAAUUAAAUUAUUAUUUAUAUAGUAUCUAUUCUAUAGAUAAUAAUAUAGAUUCUAUAGUGUGUAAUCACUAUUGUUUAUUUUAGACUUAUAAAUAUUUCGGUCCUCCACAUUUACAAAUCACAAAAGAGUUGUAUUUAUAAAUGCAAAUAUAUUUUUUACUUGUAUUUAACAUAUUAAUACCUAUUAUUUAUGUAACUUUGGAACAAUUUUAAUAACAAAUAAUUACUAUCUAAAAACAAAUUAAUACAUUAGUAAAAUAAUAUAGCAUUUAUCUACAAUGCAUGUAGAUCCUAUGUAUUACAUAAAAUAUUCAUAAUUUUAUUAAAAUAUAUAUCACAAUCAUCUACAUAUCCGGUCUAAUCAUUAUUUUAUAAUGCUAGACAACUUUGUAAAUUAAAAGUAUUACACUUAUUACAUAAAUGUUUCUAGAAGGAAAUAAUUGUACUGCUGAUCCUUUUGUAAAUGAAUGGUUUUCAUUUUCUUUGAAUGUAUUAUUUAAUUUAUUGGCUUUUAUUACUGUAGAAGUAUUAAAUUGUUUUCUGGAAUACUUAUAUGUGUCAUAUUGUCUCCAAUCAAGUGAUCCGCUACCCUCUUCUGUUGAUUGGUAUAAAUCUUCAUCGUCUGUUAUAAUUGUUGUUGUUUGUGGUAUCUUUACAUCAUUGCAUAAAGUACCAGAACAAAAACAGUAUUUAAUUUUAUUUGCAAUCCCACAGUCAGUUAUAGAAAGCUCACUGCAAGAUUUCAAUAGGAUUUUUUGAUGUUCUAAAUAAAAUUUAAAAAAUAAUAUUAAUCUAAAUAUUAAAUAUUAAACUAAAGUAAACAUACUUCCAUAAUAUUUAGUUACACAUCCUUUAUAGAUUUCUGGGCAUUUUAAUGUAAAAUUGUCUGCCUCAAUUGAACCACAAUUUGGUAUACUAUCAACUUCGCUAAUUGGAAAAUCUUUAAAUUCCUCAUCUAAUGAAGUGGCAGUAAUUUGUGGUGAAACACACAUAUAACAUGUUAUUUCCUUUUCAAUAGAUGUUGGCGAUGCUGAAUAUGUAUGACCUAUAAAUUAUAAUUCAAAAUAUUUUAGAAAUCCACACAUUGUGUAUUUUAAGGUUUAUUAUUAAAAAGUACACAAAAUAUUAGUAAACUGCUAUAUUUACACUUCUAUCGGUUUCUCAAUUUCUGGUUACUUAUAUUCAUAAUAUUACAAAGAUUAUAUUUUUCAUGAAUACAUUGAUUAUUCUUUUAAAUAGUUUAUAUAAUUUUGAAUUCAUACCUAAUAUCAAUAUGGAUACAUAUGUUAAUAUAUUUUGUAUGAAUAUUUUUAGGUGUUAAUUAUUUGAAAUUUUUUCUUUAAAAAAAAAAACCUGCAAAAAAAUGUAUAAUAUGUAAAUAAUAAUAGUAUAAUUUUUUUUGAUUUUCAAAUAAUAAUUUCUAUUAAUCAGUUUAAGUCAGUUAUUCUCAAUGUGGGAGACGUGAACAUAUUGCUAAGGUGGCACAGAUUGUAGGACUGUAUAUAAAAUUCAAAUUUGUACGGUAAAAUUAUUUAUACCUGUAUUUUAUAAUUAUUAUUAUUAAUAAAGUAAUAAACAAGUAGAUAAUCAUAUUGGUGAUUUACAAAAAAAGAAAAAGAAAUAUUUCUAAUAUGUAUAAUAAUAUUCGCACAAUAAAAAAAGAGUAAAAAGACAUCCUAUUAUAGGAUAAUGGGGACAAGUGCAGCCAUGUUAUAGGUAAUUUAAUGUAUAUCUGUUAGCAACAAUUAACCAUUGCUAACAAACAAACGAUUCUGAGUGGAGUUCAGUUAAUAGUGAUGCUUUGUGAACAAUAUAUAUGUCAUAUUAUGGUAAAAUGAUUAAAUAGGCAUUAUAUAUUAUAUUUAAUAUUCAUUUAAUGUGCCGAUUUUCCUGUUUUUUCGACAUUUAUCCCUGUUUUCUCAUGUUUUUUCCCGGUUUUUCACAUUUAAUGAGAAAACUCUUGAGAAAAUCAAAAAAUUACCUCCCCAGCCAAAUUUCCUUUUGGAAAUAGUGCUAUCAUUAUAAAUUAAAGCAAAAUUGCUUGUAGAAAAAUUGUUCACAGAAAAAAAAAAGAAUAAUUUACAUCUUUGUAAAACCAUAAACUUCUUUGCUCCACUCAAAAUCUAAAAUAAAAACCAAGAAUUUUUAGUUUUUGCACAUAUAUUGACUAUAAUUUUAUUUUAUUUUAACUGAAUUUUAGAAACCUAACUGUUUAUUUAAUAAUUCUGUUUUAGGUAGGAUUCAUAGAUUAUUGAUUUGUGAAAACUUAAAAUCAUGUCUGCAUAAAUCAUUCUUAUAUCUUAAAGUCAAAAAAAAUUACUAUAGUUCAAAAUGCAAUUUUCACCCUUUUAAAAUGUAAAAUGGAAUCUAAACGAUAACAAUUUUUUAUUUCGCUGCCAACACAAUUAGUUUUCUACAAUAUUAUUAAUAACUAGGAUCGAGAUUUGAUUAUAAAUACAUAUUCUGGCUAAACUAUGAUAGUUUUGUUUCAUGUGAUUUGCAAUAAAGUAAAAUAAAUUUUCACACAUUUUGGAUACAAAUUUGUUAUACAUAUUUCAUAAAUUUCAUUCAUAAUACUAAAAACUAAAAUAAUUUGUCAGUUUACAUAUCAUUGCUUAUUGAUAUUUAACACAUUUAUUUUAACCUUUUAUUAUCUUUAUCUUUUUAUUUUUAACAGUUAUUUGAAAACAUUAAAUAUCGAAAUAGAUAGACAAACUGAUAUGAAAAUAAUCAAAUUUAUUAGAACAGUGUCUGUACUUACCAAACUCACUAUCAAAAAAUACCUGAACCAACACCUAUUAAAGUACAAAUUUUAAAUCUUAUCUCAGAUUUUAAAUAUUUUAUAUCUUGACCAUUUUAAUUACAAAUUUGUUUGCAUAUUUUGGAUUUUAUAUCACAUAUAAACCACAAAGAAAAUACAAAUAAAAAUAAAAACGUCUUACAUAAAAUAUAUUUGAAUUUAAGAGAUAUUGUAGGGUGACCAAAGAACUUUACACUACAUGAUUCACUCGUAUAAUAGUAUUCAUAUUAUGAAGCAUUUUUUUUUAUUAUUAUUAUUAUUUAUACAUACAUAUUGUCGACAAGUGAACGGGGGAAAAAAAAUAAAUAUGUAUAAUAUAUUAUUUUCGCUAGAUUUUAAAACACAAUACUUAGUCACGGAAAGGCUGACUCAUUGAACUCGUACUACUUGAAUGUAUACGGUCCGAGGGAGUUGUUAUGGCCAAUUGGUUUAAUGACUUAACAUUUAGCUAUUCAACAAUUACAUGAGAACCAACUUUACUCGUAACAGUGUAUUAUAGUCAAUAGGUAGGAUUGUUUCAAUAAUCAAAACAAAACAUAAAAUAAACACAAUAUCAUUCUUCCUUCGACAAGUCACUUAUUUAUCAUCAGACCAUUAUAAUCUAUCUAUGUAGGAAAUAAUAAUUUUAAUAAAACAAAAAAAAAACCAAACUCGUUCUGUACUUAGGUAAAAAAAUUUUUAAAAAAUCAUGUUCUUUUUUAUACACUCAAUAUUAUUGUUUUGAUAAAAGCCUUAUUUUUUAUUUUUUUUUUUUUUUAAAUCGUAUACAUUUUUUUCAGUUUUUGAUUUAAACUAAAUUAUCCUAUAUUAUCACCUAUAAUACCUUUCCAACUUAUUAACAACAGUACCCACAACUCUUGAUUCACCCCCACCCCUAAAUGUAAUUCCAUAAGAUUUCUACCUGCCCCGCAAUCUCAAUUUAACAAUAGUAAUAACUGAAAAAUUAAUAUUGAUUUAUAAAUUAAAAGAGAUAAAUAAAUAAACAAUUAACGAAUUUUUAAAUAAAUUAAUGAAUAAUAUUAUUAUACUGGUAAAUUUAUGGACGAUAAAACAUUUAAUUGCCACUUAACGAACAACAGUGGCACUGUAAAGCAGUCGAAUUUUAGUCACUGAUAGGUUAGGUUGGGCAUUCAAAACUUAUGUAACUGAUUAUCUGCUUUUUGGCUCCGCAGUCGCAUUCAGGUGAGCUAUAGACGUCCCACUUGUACAAAGAAUUUCCACAUAAAUCUUGAGACGUGGGUAUAUCCUGUUCAGUGUGCAACACGAGAUACGUGCUUAAAUCGGAAUCUGGAGUCAGGUGUAAUCAAGCUUAAAAGAUCAUUAUGGACUACAAAUUAUCUUCAUUUUAGUUUCAUUUUGAAUUUAGAUAAAAAUUACUAUGAUUAGCUGUUAAUAUUGUGGGAUGUUUUCGAGACUUAAAUCGCAAUUUAUUUGCAUCAGUAUUAUAGCUAUAAAUCAUGAUUAACGUUUAUUUUGCUAAGUUUUUCCAUUAGCACGUUUAUUGUUUAAUCUACAAAGUAAAUCGGGAAAUUUGUAUAUAAUAUUAUAUAUAUAUGGUACCUACAUACUCGUAACUCAUAAGUCGGUUAACUCUUGAUUUAUUUGCAUUGAUUUAAGCAGUAGGGCCCCUAGAAAUUUAACUCCCCAGUCCCCGAAGCAUAAAAUAUGUAACCCCCCCCCCCAUCUUAAAUGAGUACACACGCUCGUACUAAAACAUUUUCUUUAUUUCCUUAUACCGAUUUGACUUCCUCUUUCAAUUUAUACGUUUUCGCCUAAAACAUGUUAGUUAUUUCCACCCUGCGUGGCCCCUUUCGCCCCUUAAAUGCGCCAACAGGUACACAAGUGGGUACACCUGUUGCAUAAAUAUCACCUUUAAAAAAACGGACGUUUAAUUACCUAUAUGUACAAUAUAAGGAUGCACCCAAUAUACGCACAGUUACUGAUGCCGUACGGGAUACUCUCAAUAAUAUUAUUGUGUAGUGACGAGUUAUCGGGAAAGAAAAAAAAAAAUGGAAAUAACUAUAGAUGUACGCGCUUUUUAAAAAUAAUAACAUACCACCCAGCUGACCGACGCCAAACGCGAAUCCGGUCGAUGAAUAAAAUUCGCCGCCUACCUAAUAACGAAAGAACCGCUCGAGUUCCGCGGACGAUUCGUAAGCGUCAAAAAAUACAUUUUACGAUUGGAAAUGUUUAUCGGGAACAAUAACAGUCUGAAUACGACGUCGCACGCCAUUUACGUUAUUAUCACACAUUAUAAUAUUAUCGUGUUAUAAUCAUUGACCCGUUCGCAUUUAUUCGCUCCGAGUCGUUUUAAUUGAUUUAAACUGCGUCGCUGUACCCAUAAUAAUAAUAAUAAUAAUAAUAAUCCUCUGUGCACUUUAUUUACGUAAUAACAAAUUGCGCCGAAAACCCGACGAUACGUUACGGUCCCCGUCCGCGUGGGGCCGCCGCGUACGUCCGUUCGCGCAUUACUGUCGUCCGUCGGCGUCUGGUCGACUUGUCGAAAACGGUGUAGGUGGCCCAUAUACGUAUGUACACUUAACAUUAUAUUGCGUGUUCGGUUAUGGCCAGGGUUUUUUUUUUUUCGGACAAUAGCCCCGAACAAAAAUUUGACGGGCGGUCGGCGUCUUUCGAACCGGGCAACUGGACGCUCAUAAAUAAGUGCGACGAUAGCUAUACGAUUGUACGCAACAAUAACGAAGCGAAUACGAACUCCAUUUCGGUAUCGGUAUUUCAGGGGUUAUUAAACCUGGUUGAAAAAAAUUGUUUUGCGCCGCCGCCGUGUACACAAUUAAUACGCAUCAAUAUUCGCUUCCUGUACGAAAGUAAUGUUAUAGUAUAGCGACGGGCUAGUAACCGUUGUUCGAUCGCGAUUGCGAACUGUUCGGUUGUCGGCGAAAAAAUAGGGCCACGAGCAGUUCCCUUAAAAAAUGAUAAGAAAAAAUAAAAAAAAUGUAAAUUAUUUCAAAUAAUAAUUUAAUAUCAGUUUGUGUGUCAGCCUGUACCACGAACUAAGAUAUACAGGACUGGAAAGAGCUAAAAUGUUAUUUUUCACCAAAAUAUAAAAAUUUAAUUUAAAUUUAAAUGUCUGUAAUCCUUAUCCCUACAAUUAACGUUGAAAUUAAAAUUUCAGAGUACCCGUUCAUAAAAAUAUUAAGUUAAUAACUUAAUAUCGUUAUUAUUGUAGGUACCUAUCUAUACAACCCGAUUCUGAGAACUGAUGUCCAUCCACUAUCUGUAUCUAAUAAUUUUGAUUUCAAAGGUACAAAAGUCUUAUAUUCAGUUUACUUAUAGUUUUCUCGUCGUUUUCUAAGUUCAAUUACAUUCACCAAAAUCUAUUAUACAUAAAAAUGUUAACAUAAAGUGUAAUGAUCUCGGGAUUUUUGAUUUAAUUACCGGUCAAUCUGAUCUGAUAAUUUUUUAUUUUUAGUAUCAGUUUUAAGAGAACUGCUAUGAGCCCAAAAAAAUAUACCAAUCAAACGGUUUAUAUGAUAGUUCGUUCGAAUUUUAUUAUGUCCAUUGCUGAAUCCUGGUAUACUUCGGGAGGGGGGCAAAUUUCCCCCUGGAUUUUUAUUCGUCCACCCCGCUCCUGACAAAUACAAUAACUAUCAACAAAAUGUAUUCAUUAAAUGUACAAUACCCGUUGAAUUUUAGGUAGAAAUGACCAAUGAAAAAAGUGAACCCCUCCGCGGUAAAACUUUCUCAAUUCAACGCUGUAUACAUCGAAAACCGUGUCGAUAGCGUCAACGUUUAUAUACUAUCGAUUUUCUCGAUGUUCUCGGUGUUCGAUGAACACUGAAAACUAUCCGGAAGUGUCCGUCACUAUAAUUAUAAUUGUUAACGUUUAAGUUUAUUAUAAUACUAUGUACUCCCUUUAAUGGCCGUAUGACGUAAACUCUAAAUCGAAAAUACAUAAUAUUUUAUAGAUUACUCAAUUAUAAUACAAAAAUAUAAUCGGUCAAUUAUAAUUUGUAAACAAUCAAAAUGUUUAUACGAGUAGUGUAUAUUGUACUAUAGAGUUGUUUUAAAACGUCGGUAUAGACAUUUUAUUUUUUUAUUUUUUUAAUGCGGAAUUUUGUUUAUACGACUUAUUUCAAAAAUAAUACAUAUUAAUUAAUAUUAUUAUCCCACAAAGCUAUCUAAAAUAAUAUGGUUAACAUUGUAUGUGUAUUAUUUUUUGCAAAAUGUUUGCCAAUUCGUGUUUUUUUUAUUUUUUUCCGUUUUUCCGUAUACGCGUGUAGGUUGGGGGUUAUAAUGGACGUAUUAUUCGUUUUGUGAAAACUUUGGGACGGGACCAAAAAAACUUUAUACAACAGUUAGUUUUCAAAAAAAAAAAUGUCCUCUAUAAUCGCAACAAUAAUAUUCUAUAACGAUGAUCGUUUCGUUUUAGAAAAUGAAAAACUUUUUGAUAUUUAUUUUCGCGUUUUUCGUUGAUACUGCUCGUAUAUUGUAUAUAAUAUAAUACUACGUCAUAAUCUGCUGCGGAUUACGGUCAUUUCCAGGCUCCGGCAGUGGUUAAAUAUUUUAUUAAUCCAUACGGCUCGUACGACGUUGUUCAAACUGCAUAUUAGAUUUUUUUUUUAUGACCUCGCUAUAAUAAGAGAAAAAGUAAUAAAAAAUAAAAAUAAAAAAGCCUCGUCGAUUUAUACGUACAUAUACAUAUUUUUUAUAUAUAUAAAAUGUUUCUCGAUAACACGUAAUAUAUGUAUUCGAAUUCAUAAUAUUAUAGUACAAUGAUAAAUCUACAACAAUAUUAUACUGUCCUAUAUAUUGUUGUAAUAUUUGCAGCCAACCCUUUGAACAAUAUUCGGUUUCUUCGCGUUUACAUUUGUCAAACUGCGUUUGUGGAACGUAAUCUAAUUGAAAAAUAUUAUUUGAUUUUUUUUUUUCACUCCUCUUUUCAAAUAAAUUAGUUUUACGUGUUCUAUUGUUAGACAACGGUUUUGUCAAUACUGCGUGUAUAUUGAAUCAAGCAGUAUAAUAUUUAGGUAUAGGUACUCUAUAGAGAAUUUAUCGUAAUUCCGCGCGAUUAUCGAUGCACCGCACUACUACAUGUGAGAAUUAUAUGUACAUGGUGUCUACUGUGACGCAAACUUAUUACUGAGGAUUUCUUCGGAAAACGCGAAUAUUGAUAUAGAUGGAUAUAUAAUUUAAAAACUCGGAGGACAUUUCUUUAUAUUAUUUCUUUUUCCGGAGAAAGACGACCUUGUACAGCCCUUCUUCUCUCGUAAUGUCACGACUUCGUCAAACUCCGGGUGAUAUAGCUACGUAACCCGAAUUUAUUUUCGGGGGUGGGAAUGAAUUUCAAACGAGUUUCUGGACAGGUUUGUGGGAUAAUAGUAAAUAGGUGGCGUGCACAUCACGAUGUAUACGCGUGUUCCAAAUGUCUGUAAUUGCAAUACAAAUUAGGCGACUAUACGUAAACUAUUCGUAAAAAAUUUUAUUUCGGGAGAGUAGGAGCAGUAUGUCCCCCCAAACCCUGUUGCGCCACUGUGCGUCCUUAUUCCAUAAGUUUUUGAGAUAUUACGCAGUAUUAUUUUUGACAAAUUCAAAAUGAAACUCGUAAUCUCAAAGUUUCGGUUUUAAUUGGAAUGCCAGUAAAAAAAAUAAAUACGUAAUUUCAAAAUUCCGAAUCGCUUCUGCAGCCUGGUAACUACGGGUUGUUUGACCGACGGCCGUGUAAACUGUUAAUUUGUAAACGUAUACCAUCAUUAAGGUCGGGAAUGUAAUUUCCCAAAAGAAAAUAAUGUUCUUGUGCCAUAAAAAUUCAAAAUAAUAACGUAUGAAAAUCUUACGAUGAAUUUUCAAAUUUUAGACCCUAUGGAAUUAUCUAGAAAAAAAAAUACAAAAUAAAAUGUCUUAUUCUCGUUUGAAAAUACACGAUUACAAAAAAAUUAUAGUAACAACCUGAGAACAACGAAUUGAAAUCUCAGUCCUACCCGGUUUACGUAUCAAACGUAAAUAAUAUAAAUUCGAUAUGAACAGACUUCAAAAAAACAUAAGUAAACAUCAUAGAUAAAAAUUCUGUUUUUGAGUUGAACAUUUGUACGUGCUGUAUAAUAUCUAUAGGUAAUAAUUACGCGUAUAUAGUAUUAACCCGCAAUAUCAUCUAUAUAUUUCCUACGAACACGUGGAACACGUAAUUUUUGUGUAUAUUAUGCAAUGUUGUUAUAGAGUAUUAAUAUAGAAUUAUAGGGAAAAAAAAAAUCAUCUCGAUUAACUACAAUGUGCCUAGUAUAAUGUAACACCGCUGUCAAUAUCGUUUAAAUAUUAAGUAUAAUAUCUAUAUAAUACGGUUACUAUAAUUAAAUUUGCGUGACCUUUAACACUUGUACGAAUUAAUUAGGUACUUAUAGUUACUUUGUAGUUAAUACAUAUUAUUAUAACGCUUUACUUAUCAUUUUAUGUAUUUUGUAUUUUAUCUCGAUUGUUUCUGUUACUAAUACAUAGGUACCUAUGUUUAAUAAUCUGUAACCGCGGGUUUAAUAAACGAAAUUAUAAAAAAAAAAAAACCUCGAAAUUAUUAACGCAAUAAAAUUAUAAUGUAUUAUACUAUUUAUCGUCGAUAUCUUCCAUUAUCCUACUUAAUUUUUAUGGAUAUUUUUUUUUUACCGUUUUAUCAUUAAAAAUAGCCGCCUAAUAAGUGUUUUUGUGUUUCUCUGUACGUACAAUAAUAUCAAUAUACGAUUUAUAUUAUAAAUGAGUAAUACGAACCGUAAGAGAGAAAACAAAUUACUCGAGAUUAAUUCAAAAUGAUACUAUGUAUAAUGUGCCGAGGGUCCGUAUUGAAAUAUCGACUUGUCCAAUGUAUAAUUCGCCGUUCAAUUUGUAUACAAUAUUAUGUUAUUGUAUACAAAAUCCAUUUUUCGGGAACGAUACGAUUAUUGUAUUUACGAUACAUUGGGUGAGACCAUUUUCUUCCGAAAAUAAUAUACCGUUUUCUCUUAUACUCUCCUUUUUACACAAAAAAAAAGGACAGGUUUUCAUUUUUUCCUACAUAAAAAUUAAUAUCUAUACAAACCAAACGAAUUAAAAGUCCUAAUUUUAGACGGCAACGAAAUAACCGCGUUGAUAAUGUAUAAUAUACACUGAAUAAAAAUGAUAUGAAGAGAAAUUAACUUUAAAGAACUCGUGGACAAAAAUACUGCCAAAUAUAAUUAACUAAUUGGCGUGUAAAUUAAUUCGUGUUACGUCAUUUUGAAAAUUAAAAUCUUCAUUUGUCGAAUUAUUAACUGGAUUAAUAAUAUCGUUCCGGUCUGGGUUUAAAUAUAUAAAAACGAAUGGACAGAAUAACUCAAGAACGGUCUUGCGACCUGUGACUACAAAAUUUAUAUACUGAUUUAAAUUAUUAUUAUUGUGUAUAGUAUAAUAGCAAUUUUUUUUUUAUUUUUACAUAAUGGUAGAAAAUGGAAAGUGGAUACAAACGGUUUAGUGUUCGUAGGAAAAUGGAUUUAACCCAAUGCGCUAUACGCUUAAUAAACUAUACGAUCGGUUGUAUGUUAAACCGUAAUACAAAAUUGUCAAAAUUGAUUAACAAUGUUAUGAAUAUAACAUAACUUUGUUAAUAUUAUUAAUAUAUAUAUAUAUAUAUAUUGUUAAUUGGACACUGUCCGUAAAAAUGUAAAAUAAAUAAAUCUCGAAUUUUAGGUAUCUAUGAUGUCACCAUAGAUCUCUUUAGUCUUAGGGAAGAAAUGCUGACGUCGAUUUUUGGCAUUUGUUUUAGAUUCUGAGUGAACCUAGGGAUCUAGUGGUUUUACAAUGAUAAGUAUAUUUUUUUCUGUCUGUAAACAACUUUUCUCCUAUAUAUCUUGCUUCGAUCAAAACAUGACAAGAGACCUUUUUUGUUGCAUUUUGGCUCUAGUUAGCAUUUAGAAAGGUCAUUUUUUUAAAAUUAAUAUUCGAGAUAAUGUAGAAAAACUAAUUUUUUAGGUUAAUGUAGAUUAAAAGAUUAAAAAUAUGGUUGUCAUUGCCAACUUUUUUUAUUUUUUUAAUCUUGUAAUCUUUUUUAAACAAUAAUUGUGAAAACACUCAUCGUUUAAAAAGCAAUACUAUGGAACAAGCCCCGCUCAGAAUCGUUUUUUUGUUAGCAAUGAUUAAUCGUGUCGUACAGAUAUAAACUGAAUUCUCCUCUACAUCCUAUCUUCCCAACUUCUCGCCUAUAUCAGUGACCCACCCGUGGUGGGAAUUAAGGGAGGUGGUAAACUGUUACAAAAGUAGGUAAUCUCCUACAUUGCCAUAGUGUUAACUCCUACAAAAGAUAAUGUUAAUUCCUACACUAUAUAGUUAUAAAGUUGUAAAAAAUAAAAUAAAGUAUUUUAAAAUAAGUAAAAACAAUCAUAAACUACAAAAAUAAAAGAAAGAAAUUGUUGUAUUUCUAAUUUACGGAAAUAACGUAUACGUUACCGAAAUAUUCGAGAUUUUCCGAGACAAUGCCUUAUAUUAAUAUGUUUACUAAAUUUUAUUUUACAUUUUAUUAUCUUACAUUCAUAAGUCUCUAUGAAUAUUUAUCUAAAAUACAACAAAAAUGGUCUCUUAUCGUUUUUCCAUUAGAGAACUAUUUCUGGUAUAAAACGUCGUACGAGUUUAUUUAAAAUAAUGAAAUCGUACAUUUUUUCCCACUUAAGUGUAAUUAUCCUAAAUAAACAUCAUUGUAAAACCGAUAUACAUUCCUCGCUACACUCAGAAUCUAAAAUGUAAAAAGAUCUAUGUAGAAGAUUACAUCAUACAUUUUUGGCAGGUAAAAAGAGACUAUGUAGGAGUUUACAUGUAGCCCGAAUUAUGUCCGUCCGUUUUUUUUUUUAAAUUUUUUCCUAUUUAUUUUAUGAUCCAAAUUGCGUUCGUAUUUUUGAAAUUAGUGUACAGUAGUGUAUUAGUUCAAGAACUCUAAGCUCUAAGAAGUGUGUUAAACUAUGUAUUUUCGACAUUGGAUUCUUUUGUAUGUACAAAAUUGACUCGAUCCGUUCAUCGCCGGGACCGAAGAUAUUUUGUACAGAAUUAUAUUAUAUAAUAUUAUAUAAGUAAUAAUCGAUAUAUUUUUCGACUUACCGGUCAUGCAAAACCAAACUAUUAGAAUUUUCGCCCGUUGAUAGUCGAUGAUGUUAGUCAUUUUAUCGUAAUAAAAUAGUAUUUUUUUUUCUGCAACGCGGCCGCAGUCGUGGUAUUAUCGAGAAAUAUUACUACGGACGAGAAUCAUACACAUUUUCCGCGGGAAAAUUGUGUGUAUUUUUAUAUACAAUAUGUAUUGUUGGGGAUAACUAAUUAUUGUUGCCGCGAACACCGGAGGACGAGGAGUUUAUAAUUUUCGCGGCGUUCGCACCGGACAAAUUAUUUAAAAGAAAAAAAAAAAUCCCACGCCGUUUACACCUAUACUGGCAAUGCUGCAGGCUGCGUGUGCGGGACACACAACAAUAUCUCCCGGUGUCUCCUAUCGUUACACUGACCGUGCACACGACUAUAAUAUUAUGAUGGCGGCGCACCAUCUCGCGGGGUCGGCGCAUAUUAUAUUUUACAAUACCGUUACGCAAACGAUCAAUUAAAAUGAGGAAAGAAAAAUGCGCGUAUCUAAGUAAACCCUGUGCGUAUACAAUUUAUAUAGUUCGGCGUAUAAUAGCAUUAGUAAUAGUCGCAGACGCAGUAUAGUGUUAGUAGUAGUAGUAGUAAUAGUAGUAGUAGUAGUAGUUGUAGUAGUAGUAGUAGUAGUAGUAGUAGUAGUAGUAGUAGUAGUAGUAGUAGUAGUAGUAGUACAAUGGUGGCCCGAGAACAUUUAUCUCUCGUUGUCGCGCGUCCUGUAAAUGGAUAGCGAUAAAUUAUCUCGCGUUUUUGUGCAAGGGGAACGAUGCGAAAAAGAUAUUACUUUAUUAUAUGUAUAACUGCGACCGGUGAUAUGGGAGUCCGUAAAAUUUGUACAACAAUUAACGCAAUUUUUUUUUUAAUAAUUGGGACAAAACGUAGGAAAACGGGAAAAUUUAUGAAAUGUUUUUUUUUUCAAAUCGUAAAUAUUACGGCCUUUAAAAUAUGUAUAACCGGACUCUGUUCAGAAUCGUUUUUCGUCAACAGUGAUUUAUUGUUGCGUACAAACAUACAUUAAAAUCCCCUCUAUAUCCUACCUUACCAACUUCUCACCUACAACAGUGGCCCACCUACCAUGCAAAGUAUGUCCGUUUUUUUCUUAUCAAUUUAGACGGUAUCAAAUACAGCGCACGUGUAACAAUAAAUUAAUAUAAUCAAGAUAAUAACCUAAUAAUAAUAAUCAAGAUUUCGCGAUUGUUUUCCUACCUCGGUGUAGGUCGUGUUUUUAUUUUUCAUUUUUUUGUUUUUUUUCUUAUGUAUAUACAUAUAAUAUAUUGGUAUAUGAUAUUUUAUAAAAACAAUUUUAUCCAUCUGUUUUAAAUUCUACGCGUGAUGGCUUUAUGAUUACCUAUUAUUAGAUUCUUAGCGCAGUGAUGAAUCUAUUGCAAAAUCUACAACAAAAAAAUAUGUCCAUAAUAUGAACAAAUUAUUUUCGAUUAUUGUUAAAUAAUGGUGUAAAUAUCAUCUGAAUAUGUUUUGCCCAAAUAGUUCACAUUUGGAAAAUAUUUUAGAAUAGCAUUCAUCAAACAUUUUAAUCUCAUAUUUCUAAAACAUUUAAUUUUUAUAUUUUCUUGGAAACAUUAUCCAAAUAAUUAUAAAACAUUUUUAUAAAUCAUAAAACAAAAUAUUUUGUUAUAAGAAUAAAAUAUUUAUGCAAUAUUAUUAUUAAAAUAUUUAUAAAAUAUUAUCAUUUCCCAGAUUCUGUAUGGUUUUACUAUGGCACGAGCUUUUUUUCUGUCUGAUAACAACUCAUCUUCCCGAAAUAUUGCUCAGAAUUUCAAGUUUAUUCCUUUUUUUAUGAAAGAAAAUCGUAUACAUUAAGUGGUCGAUUUUUAAUUUUCCUUGUAGUUUUUUAAUAGUUGAGAAAACUAUGUAGGAAAAGCGGAUAAUUUUACGGAAAUAACGAUUUCAUUUAUUUCGACUUGCAAUUUUUUAUUGUAAUCCAGAAAAAGUUAAUUGUACACAUGUUUACAAAAUUUAAUUAUAUUUUAAUUCUUUCUGGACGUGAUACAAUUGUCUAUACAUACUGGCAUUUUUCCAGUAAUUUUUCAGAAAUUUAAGCUUACCUCUACUAUAUUUGUUAAAAGUGUACACAUUUAGUACACAGUACAGUAAAUUCAAGGGAGGGUGACAAGACGGUCCCUUUGGGCCGGUUUUUUUUUUUACGUAUUUCUUAUAUUCUACAAUUGUAUCAAUAAAAUAUGCACUCUCCCCUUAAACAACCACUGAAUCCGCUACUAAUGAGACAGUAUAUAUUUUGCAUUUUGAUAAAGUUAUUUUUAUUAAAAAAUUUACUUAUUUUUUUCACCGUAGUAGGUACCAUACUCAUGAACAUUAUGUUGAUAACUAAGGUUCGGAAGUAAUAGGAGUUACAUAGUAUUCUGUAUGCUCUCGAUUUAUAGCAGACCAAGCUAGAAAUUCGAGCCAUAAUACAAUGUUGAGUUUAAAAAUUGAAUAUUAAAAUACAUAUUUUGCAUAUUUCGUUAAUUUUAGAGAAAAAGUGCAUAUUUCGUCGAUUUUCAUUGAUUUUCACAUAUUUAAUAUUUUCUAAAAAAUUAUUUUUUUUUUAUUCUUAACCAAUUUAUUUUAAAAUAAAACGCUAAUAACGCGGAAAACGAGCGUCAUAUAAAACGUCAUAUUUUAGUUUUCAAUAAUACAAUAUUUUUUUUAAAUAUAGUUUUUUAUAAUUUUUUUGGUGUACAUUAAAUAUGUAUUAAAUAUUACAUAAAUAUGUAAUAAACUUAUAAGUAAUAACUAAUAAAUACAUUUUUUUUUUCCAUAUUUUAUAAUAUUUUUCGUGUAUAUUUUGCCUUUUUUAGCUCCUAUAACUUCCGAACCCUAUUGAUAACAUAGUAUUCAUAGUAUUCACCCUCAUGCAGCUCCGGAUGAAGAAUGUAUCAGUCCACCGGCUUUUAAGGUUUUAUCCAGCCAAAAACUAUACAAAACUAUACUUCACAUAAAUUCAAUUAAAAACAAGUAUAAUUUUUCGUGGCCCAAAAAGAUUUUUUCGAUAGCUCGCCGAUUCAAACCGUACUCAUUUAACUAUAACAUAAUAUAAAUAUAAUAAAAUAUAGCAAUCUUGAAUUAUUAAACUUAAUAAUUAAUUAUUUAUAAAAUUAAUAAUUUAAUACUAUACUAUCGAAAGAAAACAUUUAAUUAUUUCGGGCUUCCUAACAGAAUGAACCCGAGUACGGCCGUACCCUCUGAUCCCCCUUAGUUACGUCACUAAUUUCAAGGGAUGCUAAUUUUUCGUAAAUCUAUACGAUUUACGUACCUCUUCUUUUGUUUUUCUAAUUCACAAAGUGCACAAAGUACAAAAGCACAAAGUGGCACUCCCAUGGUGCGAAGUCUGUCGACUUUUUUUUUUGUCGAUUGACGUUUUGUUUCGCCUAACCGAAACAUACUGUACACCCAAAAGAUAAUAUUCAAUAAUAUGCAAAAAUCCAUAUUAUUUUAUCCUUGUGUCCUGCAGCAAAUGACGUCUCUGAAUUAUGAAUUGAUAUAAUUUAUGAAAUUUGUUUAACGUUUGAACGAUCGACAAAUUUUGAUUAAAUGGCUUACGAACGUAAACAUGCUUAUAAGUUUAGUUGAGACGUACAGAAACGUAUACGGGAUGAUCAAUCUUCCGUAAAGUACUCCUAAUCCCGCAUGUGUUGUAGUUAUCGCAGGAUAUUUUACUUUUGAAUUUACGUUCUGUCGCUAUAAUAUAUUGUUUUACGACGGCGUAGUUUGUUUUGUUAGUUGUCAAAAUACUUAAAAUAUAGAUGAUAUGUUUUUAUUAACCUUUUAAGAAACAACUAUUAUUGCCAAAUACGUACUUGUUUUUUUUUUUUUUGAAAUUAUGCAUUUUGUUAGUUCGGCAAUUCAAAUUUUCAAGGAUGUAUUAUGAAUUAUUAUUAUGCAUUAUGCAUAAUAAUAAUGCAUAAUUAUUAAGGAUGCCUUAUGGUUACUGGUUAAGGUAUACAAUCUAUUCAAAAUAUAAAAUGCAAAUUAGUUUUGAAAUUGUCGUUUAACUUUGGCGUAUGCAAAAUGAAUGCAUUUUUUAUGGCAAUGUAUUUGAAACACAAAAUAGUUGGCAUAGGUAAUAACACAAUACGUUAUAUGUUAAUUUUAUGUAAAAUAAAUACCUAAAUCAUCAAAAAAUAAAAUCCAGAUUUUAGAAAAUCAGUUUUAUUAACGCGGUAUAUUUAAAAAAAAAAAAACAAAACAAAAAAAAAAUAUACAUCCGAACCCCGCAAUUGACAAUAUUUUUUUUUUGUUUUUUUUUUAAAUAUACCGCGUUCAUAAAACUGAUUUUCUAAAAUCUGGAUUUUAUUUUUUGAUGAACUAGGUACAUAAUUUAAAUGCCUAUUCCCUAGUCAACGUAAAAAAAAAUUAGUUUAUUAAUACAAAUUGAAAUAUUAAACUAAAUGUUUUUUGUAUUUUAUUAAAAAAUUAAAAAAUAACCACCUACUUAAAAUACAAAAUAAAAUUUCAAAUAAAUAUACGUAAAAUAUAAUUAUACCCAUCUUAUCUAAACCGGCAUUCCUAUAUUUUGUAAUUUACACAUAUUUAUAAUAUGUUAUUUUUCUACACCUGCCUUCUAACCUAACCUAUAGUAUCAGAGAAACUACUUUGUUGUCAAUUAGCUGUUCUUCCUCGAAGAAUACUUCUACAUAUAUCUCCAUUAAGUAUUUUUAUUUUAACCUACAACACUAUAACGAAGUCUUAAGAGUCGACGUCUCGGCGAUCAAUGUGCAUGUCCGGCCCAUUAAGUCGGAAAUUAUAGAAGUUUUUUCAGAAUUUUAUUUAUUGAAAUGAUAAUUAUCAAGUUCUAACUGCAAAAACAACAAUAGUAUUAAUAACCAUGUAACAAUAAUUGUCAAUAAAAGUCAUUAUACGUAUAUUGGAAGUGAAAGGACGAAUACCGGCCCGUCGUACGUUUUUGACGUGUACGCCACCGUUAGGCAUAAUAUCAAAUCGGACAUUUUAUAGUUAACUGUCUGAAAUAAAUUAGUGUAAAACAUUGUGGGUAGUUUUGAAUUUACCAUUUGCCUUGGCGGUUUAUCAAGUACAGCGUGUUGUUGUUAGACUAAUGGAAUACUACUAUGACAUAAUAUAUACAAUUUGUUUUUUUUUUUUUUUAACUCGGGUAGAUGCCUACUAUAAUGUAGUUAUUAAUAAUAAAUUGGCAGGAAAAAUACGAAUUAAUAUGAAAAAAAAAAUUGUUUUUAUCAUUUUCGAAAGCAUUCAAUAUUAAAUGCCCGGUUCGACUAUAUUAUGCAUAUUCUGACAUAAUACUUGUCCACAAUUCACAAACCUGAAGUAAAAUAAUAUACUUAUGUAGUAUAUAUUAAUAUAAUAUACUUAUACAUAAUUAUGUCCCAAGGAAGAAGGUUUGACUUAAGACCUCUUUCUUCGUAUAGUUUUCAGUAUAAGCAAAUUUAAUUUAAUAAUACACGCAUAUAUGCAAUUUUGACGAUUAAAAUGAAAGGAAAACAAUUGCAUUUGAUAAAAUUUAAAAAAAUAAAAAAAAUAAUCUCAAGUCUUUCUUAUUCUCUGGGACCAAAAAUAAAUUAUUUUAAAUACAUUUCGUUUAGGAAAUAUUUGAACACCGAGAGUAUAAUAUAGAUACUGUCGUAUACGUUCUAACCGCAUGGUACUUCUGUAAAUGCAUAUGGCAGUAAUCACAAAAAGGACCCCGAAAUUUUCGGUAGAUAAUUAGCUUUACUAACCAAACGACCAAGGGGGCCGAUACUGUCCAAAACUAGACAACCACAGAGUUGCCAAGUACAAAAAGAUUUUGGUAGUUCUAUACCCUUGUGCCCUGUGGUGUUCUAACGCCAAACUAUCUACUCCAGAUUCCUAUGCCUUAAGCUAGACGACCACAGGGUUGCUGAGUACACUAGGUAACCUUGUAAAAAUCAUAUAAAACAUUAACAUAAACAAAUUAAUAAAACAAACAAAAGGCCUAACCUAACCUUUAACAUUAUAUAAAAUAUAAUAUUGUUUCCUGGGUGUAUAAUACAAUAUACUAAUAUUACAUAUUAAAUUAAGUAGUUAGUAUAAUUCGUUGAAACAUUUGACAUUAUUAAUAUACUUUUCCUGGUUAGACCAAAAAUCAAAUAUUUAUUUGUAACUAAUUAUAACAAAUUUAAAUUAAUAGUACAAUAUUGAUAAAUAUUCCUAAAUAAUACCCACUCAUUAAAAUUAAAAAUAUGAAUUGUACAUAUUCAUGUAUUACAUUUCUUUAUAGAGGUCCGAGAACAUGGUGUUGGUUAUUAUUCAUUUUCAACUGAUGAAAAAGAACGUCACCGACAACAAGCUGAACUCAAAAAGCUCCGGGAGCAAACCAAAUCCACACAAAUUACUGUACAGAAACUAAAGGAAAGACGCGCAGCUCAAAUGGCUGCAAGACUCAAAGCUGUCAAACGGCGUAAAAAGGAAAAACUCGGAUUACCACUAGAUUCCAGUUCAGGUAAAUUAUCUAAUAUUAACCUAUAUUAUAAUAGUAUAAAUUGUUUUUUUUUAAAAUAAUUAUUUAAUUUAUUUUUAGAAGACGAAGCGCCACCUGCAAAGGAGCCGUCUCCAAAAGUAGUUGAAGACAUGGACGCCAUACGUGCAUUUGAAAAGUUAAGAAAAGCUGCGCAUGUGAGACCUUGGGAUCAUGGAAAGGAUGGACUAAAAAAACCCCGUAUGCUUAUUGUGUAUUAUUUAAAUAAUAUACUUCAGUUUUAUAAUUAAUCUGUUUUCAUUAUUUGUAAAGUGUUAACUCAAGACGAAUGGAAUGAAAAGCAGCGGGCCGAAAGAAAAUCAGAGUUCUCCUGGAGUUAUGAUGGUUCUAGUUCAAUGACACAAAAGAAUACAUCACCUAACUGUCAAAAUGUUAAUGAGGAUAAUAGCGAUGACGAUUUGGUAGGACCAUCAUUGGAUUUGUUCUUGGAGCCCAAUAAUCCAAACAAACAAAGUACCAUCAUAUCAAAAAGUUUUAAACGGCCUAUCCAUAAUGAAUUGGACGAUGAACCACCAGCCACUAAAAAUAAGGUAUUCAACGACAACGACGAUUAUUUGAAUGACAUUCCAUUGCCAUCUGAAACAAGAAAGGGAGCUGAAAUUGCACCACCGCCCACAUUUGAAUACUAUGGACCCAGUGGACGAGGACCAAAAUUACAGAAACAUUUUAUUAGUACAGAUGAUAUGCAAGAUUCUAUUUCUAAAGGAUUGGAAAAUGCAAAUAGUAGAAAUAAACCUCGUCAAGUCAGAGGGAUUUUGGAUGAUGAAUAAUUAGCCUUUUUGGUCAGUACUAUAGUAAAAUAUGUAUAUAGUAACAAUGUAUAAUUUAUGAUGUUUCUUUAUUAUCACUUACAGUAAAAAUUUCAGAGUUCAAGAUAUUAAUGAACUGUGUAAGACAAAAUUGACACAAUAUUCAUCACACACUGACAAAUAAUGUUUUUAAAGGAUUCAAUACCCUCAAAAUUGG